This is a messenger RNA of Orussus abietinus, 733 nucleotides long. RefSeq lists its product as uncharacterized. The coding region runs from base 38 to 604 and encodes 188 amino acids. Lineage: Eukaryota; Metazoa; Arthropoda; Insecta; Hymenoptera; Orussidae. The transcript is spliced from 3 exons. The record is from RefSeq and is a predicted model, not a curated record.
UUCUAAAGCCAUCGUAUAAUGUGUAAAAUAGCUCGAAAUGGGUAAGAAACGGGAACAUAGGUUAAACGAUUUCUUAGAUGAUAAUUCAGGGAGAAAACCGUGGACUGUGAAAGAGAAGCAAAAGCUGUUGAAAGGUCUGCGUAAAUAUGGACAUAUGGAUAUUCAUGGAAUGUGCAAGGUAUUGCCUGGAAGGACUCCGGGUUCGAUAAAAGCUAAAAUCAACGAAUAUGCUAGUCGAAUCCGAGGCAAGGGUGACGAUUUGUCUCCACUAGAGACGUGGCUUAAAUCCGACAUAUUUCAGGAACGAGACAGCAUUAUUCCGCAAGCUCUGAAAUUGAUACAGCUCUUCGAGAAACAUCCACCCUCUGAAAAGUGUGCCGGAUGCGAUUUCAGUGAGGCGUACAAAUUUCUAUAUGACUUAACGGUAGGCAAUAACUCCACUGAUUGUCCAUCCGCAACCAAAGAGAUGAUUUAUUGUGUAAUCGCCAGAAUAAAGCGCGACAUUUGGCCUUCGACGAAUAAACAGAUACUCGAUCAGCUCUGCAGACUAGAUUCUAAAACUAAGGCAGUUAAAGUUUAUCCCGGGAAAAAGAAAGGGGACUAAGAUAAAUAUGCAACGAAAUACUUGUAAAAAAGAUGUAUUGAAAAAUUGCUGCAUAAGCAAAAACUGGGAUCAUUGGAUCGACUGCUCUAAGGAGUAAGAAUAUAAAAUGACAAAUCAUUAGUGAACUGU